AAAUAACAUAUAUAUGGUCUGUGUUGUGCUCCGGGCGAGCGGGCUGAACUCCGUGAAUGUGCUGCUGCCGAAACUCGCAGGUGAUUCGCACUGACUGAUGGAGAACAGGCGAGGCUCUCAGUGAUAGUAUGGAUCCGGACAGCGGGGCCGACAGUCAGCGAGCUCUCAGUCUGCAGUGGAAGAGUUACAAGCUCAUCCAGGACCCCGCCAUUCGCAGGGUCGCCCAGAAAGUCUACCGAUACGAUGGGGUGCACUUCAGCGUGCCGGACUCGGGGUUCCCCCCUGUGGGAGACCUGCGAGACCCGCGACCUCGCAGGAUCUGGUCCAAGCGCACAGAGCUGGCCCUUCCAGUGCCCAAAUUUAAGCUGGACGAGUACUACGUGGGCCCCAUCCCCCUGAAGGAGGUGACCUUCGCGCGCCUCAACGACAACAUCCGCGAGCCCUUCCUGGCCGAGAUGUGCGCCAAGUUCGGCGAGGUGGAGGAGAUGGAGAUCCUCUUCCACCCCAAGACCCGCAAGCACCUGGGCCUGGCCCGCGUGCUCUUCACCAGCACCCGGGGGGCCAAAGACACCGUCAAGCACCUGCACAACACCUCCGUCAUGGGCAACAUCGUCCACGCGCAGCUGGACAUCAAAGGCCAGCAGAGGAUGAAAUACUAUGACCUGAUAGUGAGUGGCUCGUACACCCCCCAGACUGUCCCCACGGGGGGGAAGGCCCUGACGGAGCGGUUCCAGCCCCCUGUCCCCGCGCACCCCGACACGUCCUCGGACGUCCGGCGGCGUCUCUCGGCCGACGCGAUGGCGGCCGGCAUGGCGGCCCCGCCCCUGACGCCCGGCAGCACCACGCCCUGCUCCUCGGACACGGGCUUCAGCGAGCAGCGCCUGGACACGCCCCCGUCCUCCAUGGGGGGGCCCUACACGCCCGGCUCGUCCGCCUCCUCCCAGGGCGGGGGCACGCCCUACACCCCCCGCUCCGGGACCCCCUUCUCCCAGGACUCGGGCUUCUCCAACAGACACGGCGCCGCGGGCUUCGGCGGGAACAGCUACCCGCCUCCGGACCUGCUCCCCUCUUCCUCCUGCUCUUCCUCGGCCGUGUCCUCCUCCUCCUCCUCCAUGGGAGGCUACAAGGCCUCCCGGUACCACGAGGACGCGCACGCCCUGCCGCAGGAGCACCCGCCGUACCACAGGGGGCGCCCCGCCUACCCCCCGCCCCCCGCGGGCCCCUACCGGCCCAACGAGCCGCCGGCCUACCCCCCCUUCUCCAACCCCGGGGGCGGAGGCGGCGGCGGCGGCGGCGGCCCGCACAUGCAGCUCCACCCGCCCUUCCCCCCGCCGCCGCCCGGCUCCCAGUACGACCCGCCCGCCCACUCGGAGAGGGAGCGGGAGAGAGAGAGGGAGCGGGAGAGGGAGCGGGACCGCGACCGGGAGAGAGAGAGGGAGCGGGACCGAGAGGCGGGGAGGUACGGCUCCGCGAUCGGGUCCAGGCGGUCCUCCUACCACCACUACCCGCUGGACACGAACUCUUCCUCCUCGUCCUCCUCCUCCUCGUCCUCCAAGGCGUACCACUCGCACCACCACCACGCGGAGCGGCGGGAGGACCGGAGUCGCCGGAGCGGCAGCAGCGGCUCCGCCUCCCGGGCCGGAGACCACGCCCACCAGAGGCACCGCAACCACCACCACUCCCACAACCACCACGGCGGCGGCGGCGGCGGCGUGGGCAGCGGGGGGAGGCGGCGGUCCAGCCACGACCGCGACCGCGAGAGGGACCGCGAUCGGGACCGCGAGCGCGCCGCCCGCGACGGCGAGUACCCCAACAGCCACCCGAACGCCGGCGCGGGCCACGCCUCUUCCUCCGCCGCGCAGGUGUCCUCCAACAGCCUCUCCCCGCCCCCUUCCUCCGCCGCCUCCUCCUCCUCCUCCUCCUACCCUUACCCCCCGUCCAAAGAGCAGCCCCCGCUGCCGCCCCACGACCCGGCCCCGCCCUCGCGCCCGGAGCCGCCGCCAGUCUUCCGUCCGCCCGCGGGGGGCGGGGCCGGGGCGGAGAGGGUCGCCGGGAGCGACAAGGACUACAGGCUCCUCCCCCACCACGCCCCGCUCCCGCCGCCGCCGCCGCCCCCGCUGCCCCCGGCGUCCGUCAUCGCCGCCGCCGUGGCCGAGACCUACGGCGCGGCCGACUACGGCCAGGACAGCCCCGAGAAGGAGCAGUGGGUCCGCCCCAAGAGGAGACCCAGCACCCCGCCCUCCCCGCCGCCCCCGCAGGCCGCCGGCCCCGCCGCCUCCUCCUCCCCGCCCAACCCCUGCAUCACCUCCUCCUCCUCGCCCUCGUCCUCCUCCCGGCCCCUCUCACCGUCCCUCCCGCCCCUGCAGCGAAACUCCUCCUCCCCCGAGCCGGACUCGACCAAUGAGAGCCUGCCGUUCGUCUACCACAGCAGCAGCCUGGACUCGCGCAUCGAGAUGCUGCUGAAGGAGCAGAAGGCCAAGUUCUCCUUCCUGGCCUCCGACGACGAGGACGAGGAGAAGAAGGGCGAGGAAGAGGAGGGGCGAGCGGGAGGGGGCGGGUCCGCGGCGGCGGCGGGAGGGGGCGGAGCCUCGGCGACGGCGACGGCGACCGCGCCGGAAGGCAGGAAGCAGAAGCAGAAGGACGACGCCGCCGCCGCCGAGCGGGACAGGCACCGGCGGCGAGACGGAGGGGCGGGGCCCGGCCCAGGCCCCGCCCAGCAGGACGGAGGCCGCGCCCGGCGGAAGGGGGAGCGGGAGAGAGAGCGCGACGGGCGCCGCCGGAAAGGCCGGAAGGAGGGGGAGGGGGCGGAGGGGCGGAGCCCGGCGCUGGCGGCCGCGGCGGCCGCCGCCCCCUCCUCCUCCUCCACCACCGCCGCCUCUUCCUCCUCCUCCGCCUCCUCCGCCCGCACCCCUCCCCCGGACUCCGCCCCCGCGGCGCUCAGCCGCCCCGAGCCCGCCCACUCCGGACCGACAGACCCCCGCAAGAGGGCGCACACGCCCUCCACCUACAACGGACAGGGCCAGCAGUCCCCACACUCCUCCGGGGAGGACAUGGAGAUCUCCGACGAGGACGACGGGAACGCCAUCGCGGCCGGCGCCUCGGCCCCGCCCCCCUCCUCCUCCUCGCCCCUCGCCCCCCAGUCCCAGGCGGCCACGCCCUCCCAGGCGACCGACCCAGCCGCCGCCGCCGCCGCCUCGUCCUCCUCCGCCUCCUCCCCCCCGCCCCCGUCCUCGGACUCCGCCCAGCAGCGCUUCGGCGCCGUCCUGCCCCCGCCCAUGCCCUCCUUCCCCCCGCACCUGCCCCCGCCCCCGCCGCCGGGCUUCUCCCUGCAGCCGCCCCCGCCCCCGCCGCCCGGCAUCCCCCCGCCCCUGCCCCGCCUGGAGCUGCCCCCGGAGUUCCCCCCGCCCGUCCCGCUGCACAUGUACGACUACGCGGGCUCGGUGGAGCUGGCCAGCCAGUGCGGCGGCGGCGGCGGCGGCGGCGGCGGCGGGGGGGGAGGGGCCCCCAUGUCCUUCCAGAUGCAGACGCAGAUGCUGAGCCGCCUGCACCAGCUGCGCAUGUCCUCCAGCAACGGGACCGCCUCCCCCGGCGACGGCGAGUACCCGCCGUCCUACCCCCACGCCCUGUCCCACCUGCGCCCGCUGCCCCCGCCGCCGCCGCACCACCCCUACAUGGACCAAGAGGGCGGCGGCGCCGUCCGCUACGACCAGGACCACCGCUACAUGCCCCCGCCCAUGCCCUACGCCUACCCGGACCCGCACAACCCCCAGCUGCCCCCGCCCCAUCCCCCGCCGCCGCCGCCCCCCCACCACGGCCUGCCGCCCCCGCCGCCCUCCCCCUGGCCCCCCCACAUGGUGCCGCACCCCUACCCGUCCUACCUGCACCCGCCGCCCCCCUUCGGGCCGGACGGCGCGGCGACGGCGGCGGCGUACGGGGCGCGCUUCGGGGAGGCGGGGGGCGCGGGCCUGCCCCAGCACCCCCACGAGGCCACGGUCCAGAUGGUCCUGGCCACGCUGAUCCAGGAGAUGAAGAGCAUCAUGCAGAGGGACCUCAACCGCAAGAUGGUGGAGAACAUCGCCUUCGGCACCUUCGACGAGUGGUGGGAGCGGAAGGAGCGCAAGGCCAAGCCCUUCCAGACGGCGGUGCGGGGCCUGACCGCCGUGCGGGAGGAGGAGAAGAAGGAGGAGAAGGAGAAGCCGAGCGGCCGGCCGCGGGAGCCACUGCUCUCCCUGGUGGACUGGGCCAAGAGUGGCGGUCUGGAGGGGUUCUCCCUGAGGGGAGCUCUCAGGCUGCCCUCCUUCAAGGUGAAGAGGAAAGAGAUCACAGAUGGUGGGGACCUGAAGAGGCCCCGCCCCUCCACCCCGGCCGACGAGGAAGACGAAGACCUGUACCAGGAGAAAGGCCCCGGGGCCCCCGGGGGCCUGGACGAGGGGCCCGAGGCGGAGAUGGACGGGAGGAGGAGGAGGGCAAAGAGGAUGAAGAGGCAGAAGGCCCUGGGCCUGGACAGCGAGGGAGAGGAGACGUCGGACGGCUCCUCCUCAGACAAGGAGGACGAUGAAGAUGACGACAGCGAUAAAGAGGAUGAUUCAGAAGACGAGGCCAUGAGCGCCGACAGUGAGGACGAGAGCUCUUCCUCGUCUUCCUCGGAGAGCUCUUCCUCGUCCUCGUCCUCCUCGUCUUCCUCCUCGGAAGACGAAGAGGAGGACGAGGAGGAGGGCGAGCGAGCAGGGGAGAGCGAGGGCCUGGACACCAUGGACGAGUCGACGAUGGACAGCACGGUACAGGAUGUGGAGAGGGAGCAGAGGGAAAGGGCGCAUCUCAGCCAAUCGGGAGUGGCCGUUGUUUCAGGCUUGGAACCCGCCCGGAGUGCAGAGGUCCAAUCAGUGAAAAUGGCGGCGGAAGCGGAGGGGAAGGACGCGGCUGCUGCCCUGGAGUGCCGCCCACCGAAGCCGCCGCCCCCCCGCCCCUCCUCCCCCAUCCUGCUCCUCCCCCCCCUCAAGAAGCGGCGCAAGACCGUGUCCUUCUCCACGGAGGAGGUGGAGAGCAGGGGCCCCCCGCCCCCCUCCCUGCUGACCUCGCCCCCGUCCCCCGCCCCCACGCAGUCCCUGCUCCUCUCCCCGGUCAGGGCCCAGCUGCCCGAGUCCAUCCUCACCGGCUCCGCCCCCGCCACGCCCACCGCCGCGGCCAAGCCCCUCCCGGUGCUCCUCCCGUUCGCCUCCAAGCCGGGCGAGGCCGCCUCCCUCUCCCCGUCCUCCCCCGCCCGGGUCCUCACCGUCCCGCCCCCCGUCCGCUCCCUGCGCCCGGACGAGCCCCCGAAGAGCCCCGGGCCGCCGCCCCCGCCGUCCCCCCAGGCCGCCGCCGCGCCCGCCAAGUCCCCGCCCGCCUCCAAGCGAGGGGCCAAGGACUCCGCCCCCUCCCCGACCGCGCCGGUCUGCCGCACCGUGCAGAACCUGCCCCUGGACCACGCCUCCAUGGUCCGCCUCUCCUUCGAGGAGCCCGCCCCUUCCCCCGGCCCCGCCCAGAGGGGCCGCCCCAGGGGCCGCCCCAGGACGGUCAGCCUCUCGGCCCCGGCCCCGCCCUUGCCCCCCGAGGCGCGGGAGGAGGAGCAGCAGGAGGCGCGGGAGCAGAAGCUGCGGCUGAAGGAGGAGCUGGGCGCCUCGGGCCUGCUGCAGCUGGCCUCGGCGGGCGACCUGUCGGUGCUGGCGGCCGUGGCGCUCAAGCUGGACCCCGACGCGCAGGACUCGGAGGAGACGGAGACCUCGGACGAGGCCGAGGAGAUGCAGCAGGAGCUGGAGAGGGAGGAGGCCCCGGCCCCGGCCCCGCCCGCCCUCAGCCCCGAGGGCUUCCUGGUCCUGCAGGAGCACAACUACUCCAGGCUCCCCUUCGUCCCCUCGCCCGCCCCCGCCGCCGCCCCAGCCCACAGGAGGCCCAAAGCCGACGCCCACCCCCCCGCGCUCCCCGCCGACAUCGACCUCCACGCCGCCUCCGGCGUUCUGGAGGCGCCGGAGGAGGUCAUCGGGGAACCGCCGGUGGCCAAGGCGGAGCCCGCCGAGCUCUACCCGCCCUUGGAGCCCCUCCCCGGGUUAGGCGCGCUAGGCGAGACCGGGGAUGCUGAGGCCAAGGCCCCCGUCGCCGCCGCGCCCCUGAGGAAGAGGGAGGCCGGGGACGCGGAGGUGGAGGAGGAGGCGACGGGGAAGGUCAAAGGGAGGAAGAAGAAGAGGAAAGAGAAGGAGAAGCAGGAGCAGCUGCAGAUGAAGAAGCAGAAGGAACGACAGGGCAGGAAGCAGAGGAAGAAGCCCUUCGAGGAGCUGGACCUGGAGGAGGAGGUGGACGUGGAGCAGCUGGAGCCCGGGGAGCUCAGCAACUCGGAGGAGGAGCCGGAGAAGGAGGAGGAGGAGGAGCAGCGGCAGCUGGAGCGGGAGCAGCGGGAGGACCUGCGCAAGAGCGAGCGGCUCUUCCUGCAGCCGGCCCGGCCCAAGGCCGCCGCCCCCGCCGCCGCCCCCGCCGCCGCCCGCCACGCCCCCAAGCGGUACGACCUGCGCAGCGAGUUCGAGCAGAUGACCAUCCUGUACGACAUCUGGAACUCGGGCCUGGACACGGAGGACAUGCGGCUGCUCAAGACCACCUACGAGAAGCUGCUCCAGGACGACCACAGCACCGACUGGCUCAACGACACCCACUGGGUCCACCACACCAUCACCAACAUCCCGAACCCGCGGCGGAAGAAGAAGAACCAGGACGAGCAGCUGCGGGAGCACCAGACGGGCUGCGCGCGGAGCGAGGGCUACUACGCCAUCAGCCGCAAGGAGAAGGACAUCUACCUCGACCUGGACCCCGUCUCGUCCCUGGAGCCCGACUGCGACAACACGGGGACGAACCGCAUCCUGUCGGAGAGGCGUUCGGAGCAGCGGAGGCUGCUGAGCGCCAUCGGGAGCACGGCGGUCAUGGACUCCGACCUGCUCAAGCUCAACCAGCUGAAGUUCCGGAAGAAGAAGCUGAGGUUUGGCCGCAGUCGGAUCCACGAGUGGGGCCUGUUCGCCAUGGAGCCCAUCGCCGCGGACGAGAUGGUCAUCGAGUACGUCGGCCAGAACAUCAGACAGAUGGUGGCUGAUAAUCGGGAGAAGCGCUAUGCCCAGGAGGGCAUUGGCAGCAGCUACCUUUUCCGAGUGGACCACGACACCAUCAUCGACGCCACCAAGUGUGGCAACCUGGCCCGCUUCAUCAACCACUGCUGCACUCCCAACUGCUAUGCGAAGGUCAUCACCAUUGAGUCCCAGAAGAAGAUCGUGAUCUACUCCAAGCAGCCCAUCGGGGUCAACGAGGAGAUCACCUACGACUACAAGUUCCCCAUCGAGGAGAACAAGAUCCCCUGUCUGUGCGGGACGGAGAACUGCCGUGGCACGCUCAACUAGACCUGAAACGGGACGGCAGGGAUUGAGGGGGGGGGGGGGGAGGGGGAGGGUCCCCGAAAGGCUCUCCCUCUUCUCUCUGCUAACCCCCGUCAGAGAACACCCUUUUAAAAAAAAAAAAAAAAAAAAACGCACACGGAGCCUCCCCUUUUCCGCCAAACCCCGCCUCCUGUUCAUCUAAACCUGACCGCCUUCCACCCAAACUCCGCCCCCUCCUGCCCAGGCCCCGCCCCAUCUUCCAUCCAUCCAUCCAUCCAUCCAUCCAGACCUCGCCUCCUCCCUCAGAGCACCACCGCGGUUCGCUCGAAACCCCGCCCCUCCCUCAGAACCCCGCCCCUCGGCGCACUGUCACAGCCGCUCUGACCCGGUUUCUGUUUUGCGUGUGUCUGCUGCACUUUGAGCACCUUCGCCCCCCCCCCCCCAGCCUCCCCACGGGACACAGCCCGGCGAAGACGGCGUCUCCUAAAGCCGCAGUAACAGUCUGACGGCGACCGUGUCCCCUGCAGGGUUAUCCAUUCCCGGCUCUCUCUCCUGCGGCAGGAGGAGGAGGAGUACUACCGCACGCUAGUCGCUCGAUAUUUGGUUGCGGGUCCCACCCGCACCCUCCGGCGGAAUAGUCUGGUUACACCUUGCGUGUAUAGCCCCACCCCCCUUCCCUUAAAAAAAACAAAAAAAAAAAAACAAAAAAAAAAAAAAAAAACCACCCCCUUCGCCAACAGGCACGCAGGGCUCCCUGCAUCUGGCUAAAGCGGUCACACGCACGCACACGCACACCCAACCCAUAUCGGGACCGAAUAUGCAAGCUUCAGAAAUCAAGGUUUCUCCUGGUUUUUUUUUUUAUUCACAGUUGAGUAAAAGUUUUAAAUGCGUACGAAUAAAGCUGUGAGUUUCCUUGCAGUGAAAACGGAUCGAAACGUCCGUAGCGCUGCAGCCCUGCGCCGCUCCCAAAGUCCUCUGCGUUCCCUUUUUUACUGGUGUGACCUAGAACCCAUUCCCCUGUAGGCACCGACACGUUAAGAAAAGGUUCCCCCCGACCUUGUCUUUGAAGCGUUUGACCAUUCUGUUUUUUAAAAAUGUAGAAUAAAGCCUAGCCUCAGUUUAAAUAGUAUUAUUGCUAUAAUUUUAGUCGACAGAAUAGCACAAGUGGGAACACUCUAAUCGUACGUUUUCCCUCCCCUCGAUGGUGCAGGCAGAAAUGAUGCUCAGUGUCGAUUCGCCACGAACAGAAUAUCGUGAUUACUGUUCAGGGCCGAGGCGGCGACGCUAGCUCUGCGCGCUCUGCUAGCUCUGCGCAUUCUGCUAGCAUCCCGUGUUCUGCUAGCAUAGCGCGUUUCACUAGCAUCCCGUGUACUGCUAGCAUAGCGCGUUUCGCUAGCAUCCCGUGUACUGCUAGCAUAGCGCGUUUCGCUAGCAUCCCGUGUACUGCUAGCUGGGCGCGUUUUUGCUAGCUGUGCGUGGUCCACCAGCUUUGCGCGUUCCGCUAGCUGGGCGCGAUUCGCUAGCUGUGCGCGGUUCCCUCAGCCGCACAAAUUCACGGGCUGAUGACUCGGCCGGUCCGCGUGCGAGACGUGACUGGAGAGAAGCAGACCGGAGAUGCUUCCCGUUUCCCACUCGAGACGGGAAUGUGAGCAGCUGCGUUUUUUUUUAAGCCGGGGUCACGUCCGAUUAGCAGAUGUCGUCACCGUCUUUCCUCCUGUUUGUUCUUCGAGUGGAAAUCCGUUUAAAUCGACGUCAGAAAAGCACCUGUUACAUCACCGUCACGUCUGUGUUCUCACCACCUCACCUGCGUCAAAAGGAAUCUGUCAUCAUUCUGUACUGGAACCAGGGUUACCUGUUUCUCCACUUUUUCAGAUUCUGUACUUUUUAAAACCGUUUUUCUUUACGAAGGAAUCUGAAGUGGCCUGGCAGGCUCGGUCGAUCCUCCUUGUUCAUCCCGGGAUGUUGAUUUUUAAAGCUUUUUUUAUUUUGUGAAAGGGGAUGACCUUCCAGCAAACGAUGAAGGACGAACGGGUGCCCCCGCCCUCGGCGAGCCGGAAACAGGACUCCGUGUCCCAGCUGUCCCUAGCGCCCCACUGAUUUCUGGGAUUGAAAGGCUGGUUUCCGUCGAAUCUGUCAAGUGUGCCGAACUUAGGCAGGCUCAGCCAUAGUGUCGAUAGUUUCUUAGCUUAUUCUCUAAAUUUCUGCGUUUUGUUCCAAAUGAGGAAACCUGUAAGAUACUUCUAACGGCAGCAGAAGCCUUUCAGUACAAAGAAAACCCACAGAAUUAUAACACAAAAGGGGAAUUAAGUGUAAAUAUUGUAGAGGUGUUUGUUUCUCGUAGAAACACACUGGUAUCAGUCUGUAAAUACGUUCUUCUUCCUUUCCUACUCCCAGACAAAGUGUACAUACCUUUCCAUUCAGUUCUUAUUUUUGUUUUCCUUGUUUUAAUUUUGAUUUAUUAUUUUAAUAUUAUUUGCAAUAUUUCUCUUGUAUUAAUGCGUUGGAUCCUUUAUUAAUGGUGCAUUAAAAUAUUUUUUAAAAAAAG
This is a messenger RNA of Anguilla anguilla (European eel), 9933 nucleotides long. RefSeq names its product SET domain containing 1A, histone lysine methyltransferase (gene setd1a). The record is from RefSeq and is a predicted model, not a curated record. NCBI's taxonomy places the organism in Eukaryota, Metazoa, Chordata, Actinopteri, Anguilliformes, Anguillidae. Gene Ontology annotation, cellular component: Set1C/COMPASS complex. Gene Ontology annotation, molecular function: protein binding; histone H3K4 methyltransferase activity; RNA binding. Bases 129 to 7412 code for a protein of 2427 amino acids. The transcript has 21 exons.